AUGCUCGGCGAAGCGACGAUGAUCGAGAGAGAUCUCGGGGAUCCGAGCGAUUACAGUCUCCAGUUGAAUCGUUGGUACUUGAAGCCUAUUGGCGCCUGGCCUACGUUACCCUCCACUUCUAGGCUCGAACGUAUCGUGGCGAUCGUUUUGAUCCUCCUUUGUUACUGUUCCAUAUCGUUCACUGUGGUCCCGUGUAUGUUGCACAUCCUCCUAGAGGACGAGGAUAUCCGUAUGAAACUGAGAGCGGCUGGUCCGCUUAGCCAUUGGUUCGCUGGCGGCAUCAAUUACACCACGUUGCUGAUGCGCAGCAACGAGAUACGUCAUUGCGUGGAGCAUCUCCAAACCGAUUGGAGACUAGUGACCCGUGUGAAAGACCGACAGGUGAUGCUAAAGAACGCGAAGAACGGUCGUUACGUCGCAGUUUGUUGCGCCGCGUUCAUGCAGGCCGGCGUUCUGUCCUAUUGCGCGGUGACUGCGUGGUCCACGCGGAUCGUGGAGAACGGAAACAGGACCGGGAUCGUGCACGUGUUGCCCUGCGCGUUUCAAACAAGCGUGGUCGGAAUCUUCAGUCUGGCCGCCGUCUUCACGGCACACGCGUGCGGCCAGUUGAACGUUCUAAUGGCAUGGAUCACCGAGCUGGUGAACGAAUCCAGAGGACGUAACGCGAGGAUCUAUUUAAACGAGAUAGGAGUAGUCGUGGAACACCAUCUGAGGGUGUUAAGUUUCAUAUCGCGUAUCGAGGACGUGAUGACUCGGAUAUGUUUCUUGGAAUUGGUUCGCUGUAGCUUCGGCAUAUGUAUGCUUGGCUAUUACAUUCUUACGGAAUGGAGCGAUCACAAUUUUCAGAAUCUGACCACAUAUUUCAUGAUAAUGGGUUCUAUGACGUUCAACGUGUUUAUAGUCUGUUAUAUCGGUGAAUUGCUAACGGAACAGUGCAAGAAAGUUGGUGAAGUCAUAUACAUGACAGAAUGGUAUUGUUUACCUCACAAAUGCGUUCUUGACCUGACAAUGAUUAUUGCAAGGUCGAGCUUGCUGAUUAAGAUCACCGCCGCCAAGAUGAUCCACAUGUCCGUUUCCACAUUCGGCGAUGUAAUGAAAACUACCUUCGCGUACUUAAAUUUACUGCAUCAAAUGGUGUGA
Messenger RNA from Dufourea novaeangliae, 1140 nucleotides. RefSeq lists its product as uncharacterized. Gene Ontology annotation, cellular component: plasma membrane. Gene Ontology annotation, biological process: sensory perception of smell; detection of chemical stimulus involved in sensory perception of smell. The record is from RefSeq and is a predicted model, not a curated record. Gene Ontology annotation, molecular function: odorant binding; olfactory receptor activity. Lineage: Eukaryota; Metazoa; Arthropoda; Insecta; Hymenoptera; Halictidae.